This is a messenger RNA of Siniperca chuatsi (mandarin fish), 559 nucleotides long. It is a transcript of the gene s100a10a, whose product is annotated as S100 calcium binding protein A10a. Gene Ontology annotation, molecular function: calcium ion binding. The record is from RefSeq and is a predicted model, not a curated record. NCBI's taxonomy places the organism in Eukaryota, Metazoa, Chordata, Actinopteri, Centrarchiformes, Sinipercidae. Gene Ontology annotation, cellular component: cytoplasm. The transcript has 3 exons. The coding region runs from base 169 to 468 and encodes 99 amino acids.
GACAGACAGGGUCCACGGUCCAUUUCGCUUGACUCACACUGCACAGCAGUCAGGGCGGCGCCUGACUAUAAAAUCUCUGCCGCACAUAUUCCCGACCACUGAACAUUCCCAGCCUCUCCUCUGCCGACCACGUCUCAGCCCUGCACGCCUAAACGCAUUUCAGCAAUCAUGCCUUCAGAACUGGAAGGAGCCAUGGAGUCACUCAUCAAGGUGUUCCACCGUUACGCCUCUAAGGACAGCCGGAGUGGCACACUCAACCGGCGAGAGCUCAGAGAGUUGAUGGAGAACGAGCUGUCUACCUUCCUUAAGUCUCAGAAGGACCCUGCUGCUGUAGACAAAAUCAUGAAGGACCUGGACACCAACGGUGAUGGCCAGGUGGACUUUGAGGAGUUUGUGUCACUGAUUGUUGGACUUUCCAUUGCCUGUGAGCAGUGCUAUCAGUUGCACUUGAAGAUGGGAAGGAAGUAAAGACGACAACAGAAGAGCCUAGAAGAAACCAAAAUGCAUUUAAAUAUUUGUAAAGAUGUCUUGUCCAUUAAAUACGCUGAUGAACUUCCAA